This is a messenger RNA of Cokeromyces recurvatus, 429 nucleotides long. RefSeq lists its product as uncharacterized. The coding region runs from base 55 to 387 and encodes 110 amino acids. The transcript is spliced from 3 exons. The record is from RefSeq and is a predicted model, not a curated record. NCBI's taxonomy places the organism in Eukaryota, Fungi, Mucoromycota, Mucoromycetes, Mucorales, Mucoraceae.
CCUCAAACCAUUUUUUUAUUUAUUAUUAUUAUUAUUUUCUUUUUUGAAUAUAGCAUGAAGCUCUGUGCUAUCCUUUUCUUUAUUUUAGUCUCAUUUUAUUUUACGAUAUCAAAUGGGUUAUCACAUUCAGUUGAUUUAAUUACAUCAGACGUUGAACGUCAUGAGAAGAAUAUUGCAAAUUAUUUGGUAAAAAGAAAGUCAAAUGAUAACAAGAAAAAGAAAAGUAAUACAAAGAAACAUAAAUCAAGUAGUGAAGAUUGUCGUAACGUUAGUUGUGCAUUAAAGUUACAGCCAUGUCCAAAAGCUUGCCCACAAACUUGUGGCUAUUUAAAUUCCCCUAAUCCUUGCUGUCCAUUAUUAGGCAAGCCUACUUGUCCUGAUUUGUAAUAAUAUCAAUGUUGAUUGAUGAUAUAAUAAAAAGAAAUGUAU